Molecule: messenger RNA, 1533 nt
Organism: Rhizopus microsporus ATCC 52813
Lineage: Eukaryota; Fungi; Mucoromycota; Mucoromycetes; Mucorales; Rhizopodaceae
Exons: 2
Coding region: 1-1533 (510 amino acids)
Cellular component (GO): nucleus; Z disc
Molecular function (GO): transcription coregulator activity
Source: RefSeq, a predicted model, not a curated record
AUGUAUGAUAAUCACUUAAGCGGUAAUACAACUUUACGUGGCCCAAGACCAUUCCAACAAGCGAAAGAGCAUAUACCCACAUGGUCAAGGCAAUCAAGGCAAACUCGCAAGCCAAUAGAAAUGAUUGUGCCUUCACUUCAAGAAAAUGAAAAAGUACAGAUAGACUCUGACAGUCAUCAUCAUUCAUCAGGAAGAGUGCCCCAAAGGAAGCUGUCAAAGAUAGAGGCUAACAUAUACCCUAAAGUACCAAUAAGUGACGACGAGGAAGAAGACCUUAAAAAAGAGAUAGAAUUAUGCCUAAAGGACUUAAGUAGCGCUCAUCGUGCUGCUGUGUUAUCAAAAAUAACAGUAAAUACAGACACUGUAGAUAGCGAUGAAGAAUCUGCCCCUGAGCCGACUGUAACUAAAAAUAAUCUUCCCUCAGUACCACAAAUUUUAGCGCCUGGAUACGACGAUGAUGAUGGCGAUGAAGAAAAGCAGGAUAUGAGCAAUCAAUCACACUCUCAUGGAAAUGAUAAAACAAAUAGACCACAGUCUAAGCUACCGCCCAUCCCACAGAUAUCAGCACCUGGAUAUGAUGAUGAUGAAGAUAACAAUAGCUCAAACAACACUUCUAUACCACAGAUUUCUGUGCCUGGGUAUGAUGAGAAGAAAAAAGUGGAACGUGAGCCCGAAAAAGAGUCAGUAUAUGAAAGCAUCUUUUUUACCGUUCGUUGCAGUGGAUGCCACAAACCUCUUAGUGGUCAAGCGUUUACUACAGCAGGUAAUCAAUGGCAUGCAAAAUGCUUUAAAUGUCAAGUAUGUAAACAGCCCUUGGAGCAUAUUGCAUUUUAUGAAAAAGACGGACUCCCUUAUUGUGCACUUGAUUACCAUGAACUUUUCAGUCCUCGUUGCGACUACUGUAAGACGCCUAUUGAAGAACACUCUAUUUCGGCACUAGGCAAGUCAUAUCAUCCUGGUCACUUCUUUUGUCGUGAAUGUGGAAAGCCAUUUCAAGAAGAUUCUAGUUUUUUGGAGCAUGAUGGACAUGCAUAUUGUGAAAAGGAUUACUACAAGAAAUUUGGUAAAAAAUGCAAAGGAUGUGAAGAAAUUAUCACAGGAGACUUUCUGGUAGCAUUGGGCGGUGAAUGGCACAAGGAAUGCUUUGUGUGUUCCGAUUGUGGUGCAGCAUUUAGCUCUCGUACAUUCUUGAUUAGAAACGGCAAACCUUAUUGCGAAGCGCACUAUGACUCUAUUUUGUCUGUAACAUCGCAAGAGAAGAGAAAGAAAGAAACGCCACUAUUACCUAAAAUGUUUGAAAAAGGCAUUGAUAAAAAUGUACAAGUAGAAAACAAAGUGUGUCAUAAUUGCCAUGAGCCCAUCACUGGCAGAUGCUCUAGCGCUUUCGGAAAGGAUUACCACCCGCUCCACUUCCAAUGCUCCGAAUGUCACAAAUUACUGUCCGUAAGGGUUACAGGAUUAUAUCAAGAAAAAGAACCAGGAGAGCUCAUUUGUAAAAGUUGCGCACGUAAAAGCAAUAAAAGAGCAUUGUAA